AUGUCUAAUACCUUUCAGGGGGCGGCCAGCAGUCCCAGAAUCACAACGGGGCCACAAUUCGGAGUGCCUGGAGUAAAUCAGCUGCCAGUGAUGGUCCAGUCGACCCCGGUCAGCAUAACGUCUCCUCCAGAAAGGACAGUUCAUCCCAUUUCCGGCACUGCAAGAAUGAGUCAAGACUCACUGCAAUCUAACCAGAACAGUGAAUCUUCAAACCCACCUGAUGAUGACCCGGAUGGCUCGGACAGAAGCGACCAUCCGGAUGAUGACUCCGCCCACAGCCAGAUCAGUAACGACAAGUCGCCCCAACCGACUGCCCACGUUCAUGCCGUGCCUUAUCAGUAUAGAUAUGGCAUGCUUGUGGACAGUCUGCCGAAGCUAGAAGUACCGAGGUUUGAUGAUGAACACAAUGUGAAGCAAUACGUUGUAUUCCGGUCAUUGUGGGACAGCAUCAUGAGCAAACCGGAGUUUCAGCUACCCGAGGCGACGAAAUUUGCUUACCUACGCAGCAAUCUGGGUGGACGACCCCUUGCGAUGGCUGAUCGCAAUAUGAUCCUUGGUGAAAAGGCCUAUGCAACCACGAUGAAGCAAUUUGACAAGGCCUUCGGGGAUAAAGGAAGAAUUGUGCAGGGCCUUUUGACUCAGCUGGAGAUUCGCCCGUCCCUUAACCUCAAUGACUGGGCUGGUUUGAGGGAUUUUUCUGAUGAAUUGGUGACUCUGGUUGAAACGGCAAAGCACCUAAAGCUCGAAACAGAACUGAAGAAUCACAAGUAUGCUGUGGAGUUGGCUCUGAAGUUACCCGAGAAGUUGCACAGCGAAUACCUGUCCAAGAUGUGGAGAAAGGAUAAAGGUCAGACGUAUACGGUGGUGAAUCUGACAGAGUGGCUGGAGGACAAAACCGGUCCUGCGGGACUUAUCCUUCUUGAGAGGUCACAGAAAAUGAAGCCUUGGAAGAAGGACCGCCCCCAGGAAGAACACAAGCCACCGGCUCGCAAACACUCGGAGUUAGCACCCACCAGGACUUACACGGCUCAUACUACUCAGCCUGUAAGUCAUCCAAACCCAACCAAAGGCGCUUCAGUAUCAAGUGCUAACAAGUCGUUGAUCACGUCCAAGACGUCAAGCACAGCUACAGGGACAGCUGAACGGAUCACUUGCCUCUACUGUAAUGUCAAUGAGUCAGGUCAUUACUUUGAAACCUGCGGAAAGUUCACCCAGCUGAAUCCAGACCAAAGGCUUAAGAGGCUGAAGGAGAGUGGGCGUUGUAUUAAGUGUGCCAAGAAACAUGAAAAGGAUUGUCCUUUCCCAAAGAAGUGUAAGGACUGUCAGGAAGAUCACCGUACUAGUCUACAUGAAGUGGUGAAGUUGACACCCAAGAACCAGGGCACCGUUCUUUGUUCUGGAGUGGGGUCUAAGACCAAAGUGGACUACGAUCGAGAUGUCCUGAUAAAAGUCGUACCUCUGACAUUGUACGGGCCAUCCGGGAAACUUGACACCUUUGGCGUUCUUGAUGAAUGCGCCGAACGCACUAUGAUCCUCUCUCAAGCUGUCCAAUCACUAGAAAUUUCCAGUCAAGCUGAAACUGUGCGGAUUGAAACAGUGGUCGGAGAUGCCGACUGGAAAGGCAAGUGUGUCGAUUUCACUGUCUCAGCCAGAAAUGAUCCUGACCAGAAGUUCCAGAUCAAGUGCGCCUUCACUGCUGAUGAAUGUCAACUGGCUGAUUAUAAUCUAUCGGCAGAGAAACUACAAGCAAAGUGGCCGCAUCUGAGAGAGUUGCCUCUAUUCACAGCAAACAAAGUCCGACCUGCAGUUUUGAUUGGUGCAGAUCACAUUGAGCUGACUAUGUCGACCGAGGUGAGAACUGGUCCAAAAACUAGUUCACCCGUUGCAGUAAAAACCCUCUUCGGAUGGACUGUCCAGGGAAGACAGGGACUCCAGCACCCAAGCAACAAAUUCCUCCAAAUUCCUUCCAUUCCUCCACAAAGCACCCCAAGAGCUGUUGAAGCACUGGCCCGUGCACACAAGAGGAAGAUGGACAAAGACUCAAAGCUAGCGGAGUUUUGUACCACGUAUAUCCAGAAGCUUAAGAAUCAGGGACACGUCCAGGAACUUGGGACGUUGGCUGAGGUACUAGUGAUGGAAACAUCAAGCUGGUUCAUCCCAUAUCACGUGGUUUUCAGUAGCAACAAAUACCGUCUCGUGUUCAAUUGCUCCUUUGAAUCCAUGGGCCAGAACCUCAACGAUGAGUUGCUAGCCAGGCCAACCCUGCAUUCUUCCCUGAUGGAGGUGUUACUUCGAUUCCGUCAAGGCAGGGUCGCUGUUUCUGGUGACAUAACUGGGAUGUUUCACCAGGUGAGACUCCCUCCAGAAGACCAUCCCAUGUUCCGAUUUCUUUGGUGGGAUGAAAAGCGAGAUGAUUGGUUGGUUUUCCAAUGGCUGGUGCUGCCAUUUGGGGCCGCUUGUAGCCCAUGCUGCGCUACCUUUGCCCUACAGAAGGCUGCCAUAGAUGCCAACGCAAGAUAUCCAGCUGUACAGAAAACCAUCGAGCGUGAAACCUAUGUGGAUAACCAACUGGCCAGUCGCCACAGUGAGGAAGAAGCAAGGGAACUUGUCGCCAGUACCAGAGAGUGUCUCCAUGAAGCUGGGUUCGAGAUGGUCAAAUAUGCUAGCAGUCAUCCUGAGGUGGUUGAAGAUCUGCCCGUCGCGGUCCGUUCUGACCGCUACAUUCGAUCUCUCUCCCUAGACAACUUGGGGUGCGAAUUGGAACCAGCUUUGGGCCUGAGUUGGGAUUGCAAGAGCGACGAGUUAUGCCAUCCCGCAAAGGUCCCAGAGAACCGAACACUCACCAAGCGUACUGCCCUUCGAGUACUGGCUUGCCAGUUUGAGCCCCUUGGGAGCAUUGCACCCUUUACUGCUCGAGCGAAGAUGAUAGUACAAGAAUUGUGGAUGGAGAAGUUGGACUGGGAUGAAGUCGUGACCAACGCUGACAUAAAGCAGAGGUGGGACGACUGGUGUACAGAGCUUGAGCAUAUCCCAUCCAUACGAUUACCACGAUGCUACACCCCUCCCCAGGUGGAUCCAUGCCACGUCUGGAACUCAUGGCGGCACUUGAAGGUGCACAGCUUGCUCAGUUUGUUACCCAGACGCUUGAUGUCAACAUCCAGUAUGUAA
Messenger RNA from Patiria miniata (bat star), 3168 nucleotides. RefSeq lists its product as uncharacterized. Lineage: Eukaryota; Metazoa; Echinodermata; Asteroidea; Valvatida; Asterinidae. The coding region runs from base 1 to 3168 and encodes 1055 amino acids. The transcript has a single exon. The record is from RefSeq and is a predicted model, not a curated record.